Molecule: messenger RNA, 2419 nt
Organism: Lymnaea stagnalis (great pond snail)
Lineage: Eukaryota; Metazoa; Mollusca; Gastropoda; Lymnaeidae
Source: the annotation of a GenBank genome assembly
GCACACCAGUCCAGGCAGCACCGGACUGUAACUCAGGCCUGGUUUCUGGUAAAUCAAUAUUCCUAGCCCACGUCAUGGCUCUAUUAGCCUCUGGAGUAUUUCUCCUGCAGUUUGAAUAAAGGUAAUGUAUCUCUAAUCUUUAAGGUAUCAAUUUUAAAUAAAGAGAAUAUGAAAAUGUUUGGACAUUCACAACAAGAACAACAUCACAAAAAUGAUAAUUUAAAAGUGGAUUGCUUUGCCUAUACUGCCCAGGGUUCCCCACUCGAAGCUUAAAAAAAAAAAAACAAGGUUCCUUUCAAUGAUAACGAGACGUUGGUACAGAAAUUUUUUAUAGAAGAUAUAGCUUUGCCUUUGAUAUUUUAGUGAAGGGAAAUCAUGUGAAUAGCAAACGGACAACCCAGUCAUUGACAAUGCAGAGGGUGACAUGUCUUUGUCUCUUAAAAUAACAGGACAAAAUGAAUUUCUUCCUUAAAAAGUAUCUGUUUCUAGUUAUCUCGACAAAAUAAAAUCACGAGCUAAGACGUAUUUUUUUUUUAAAAAGGAUCAAUCAUUCGAAACCUUGAAACAGCUGUAUGUUUGUCUAAUUCGAUACACGUCUUUCAGGUGUAACCUAAAAUUGCGUCUAUUGUAUGAUUUCAUCUAGACUCAUCUAGCCAUUCCACUUCUUUUAAAGUGUCCCCUUUUUAAAAAUAAAGUAGCAAUUUAGAUUUCGCAAAAAUUUCAUUUUAAACGUCAUUUGCAGUUCAACACUAUUUAAUUAAAUAUAGGGCUGCACUGUAAUAAUAAUAAUAAUAAUAAUAAUAAUAAUAAUAAUAAUAAUAAUAAUAAUAAUAAUAAAAAACAUGGUUAAAAAUUAUUUUUAACAAAAAAAAAAAUAAUUGUCUAACACGAAUGUAAGGAUGUACGCCGGUUUGAAAAACCGAAUCUGAUGUCAAAAUCUGCACAAAAUUUACCUACGACACACAUAUUAAUCAAUCUUGGUCGUCACUAGGAAUUCGGCUGAUGUUUUAUCUAUUGGCUUUUAAGGUUCCCAACACACUGACAAGGCAGUGAGCUUUUUAUUCCCACAUGUAUAAGUGCAAGCUUCUAACACGGGCUUAGACUAGCGUGUGUGGUAGUGAAGUGUUUGUGAUUUAGCCACUCCACAACAAACCCAAUUCUCAAUCAACGAUGUAUAAGAAAGGCCAUAAAUAAAACUUAGAGUUAAAAAUGAAAGAAUACUUUAUUCUCUUGUGUCAGAUAAUUAACAUUAACGUGUCAAUAUAUUUUUUAUUGUAGAUUAAAAAUCUGGAUUACUUCAAUACAAAUGGGUAACCACAAUGCUUCACCAGCAACAAGAGCUGUACGAGAGCUCAUAGCUGCACGAGAGAGCAGAGCCGUACCAGCGAUCAGAGCUUUACGAGAGCUCAUAGCUGCACGAGAGAUCAGAGCUGUACCAGAGAUCAGAGCUGUACCAGAGAUCAGAGCUGUACCAGAGAUCAGAGCUGUACCAGUACCACAGACCACCAAUGUCACUCAUUCACGAACUGGAGAGCUCGUCAGACAUUUACUCCAUUGCCAAGUAUGUGGCCAGAGAUACAAUUUGGUGGACCGCAGGCCCUUGGUGCUGCCCUGCAGUCAUGUCAUCUGCCAAAUGUGUAUACGAGAACACUACACAACUGAGCAGUCAGACUGCCCCAACUGUUCUGAGCCUUUCAACGCAAGUCUGUCCAUCCUACGCCUGGACCCGCACAUUGUCAGGAUGAUAGAGUUUUUAAACAACCACCAGAUGAAUAUAUGCCAUCAACAUGACCAUCAACUUCUGAACUUUUUCUGCAAAACCUGCUUCAGUCCGGUCUGCCCCGAUUGCGUGAUUUUAAGCCACAGGGAAUCAGAAGGUCACGUGGUUAUAUCCAUAGACAUGGCGAUCGAAGAGAAUUUUACUCUCUUUGAUGACAUAGAAAAUACAAAGACCGAGGCGCUGAGAGAUUUCCAAGACGCGCUGCUAGGGUAUGACGACUUGAUGCAGACGUUGGCCACCGAUGAGCCGAACAACGACCUACAAAUACAGAACAAAUUUGAUGAGCUGCGUACACUGCUUGCACGGCGUGAGACAACUUUACGCUUGGAGCUGAGAAGGAAGAGCGAAGAGCAAAGGUCAGAGUUGCAGUCAGAACACGCCAAAGUUGAAAGUGAUAUUCAGGAGCUCUUGAGGCUUUUGGGGGAUUUUAGAACUGCAAGACGCGAAGGCAAUGUUCGGAAUGUCUUCAGACUGCUCAAGGAACUUCAGAGCCAAGCUUUCGAUGAAAGACUCAACGGCUGGGAGCCACAGUUUUUCCAACAUUUCACAGCCCCCGAGUUUCAGCCUAGUAAUGAAGAGAAGCUGGUAGAUGCAAUUAAUGAGUUUGGAGAGAUCAAGGUUUGCUGCGUGAUUAUUUAA